AGCGUUUUAUAUUAAUAAUGGCAUCGUGACGCAUCCCUCACCAUUUAGUAGACAUUGGCACAAACAUAGGCUACAAUGAGUGCAUUCAAAUUAAACGGCAAAUGAAUUACUUCAGUAGUUAACUAAAACGGCUGAGAGGGUUAGACCUUAAACCCAACCAAAUGAUUCCCCCCCUCCUUUUCAAUUCUGGCUAGUGAGAAAAAAAAAUGCUGUAAGCACACGUGUUUCACCUACUAUCAGACAAGAGGCAGUAGCUGAAUACCAGUAAACGCGCAACUGCAGAACGACACAGCAGAGAGGGAGGCGAUAGCAGCAGUCUCGCAUUCGACACCCUCGCACCUCACUAAUGGGUGUGUGUGUGUGUGCACCGUAGUGUUGUGUGUGCUAGAGCGAGCGAGUGAGUGAGUGUUCAUUGCCUACCACCGAGCUCAGAGGCUACAAACGCAGACGCGAAAACGGGCGCCCACAGAAAGACAACACAGCCUGCGACUAGGACAUCAGAAGGAGCCAUCAUAACAGAGAUACUGUCUGACGGACUGAAUAGAUUUCGUGGACGCCUGGUAGCACCACUCAUUUGAGGCAACAACAUCUCAACGCAGACGGCUCACAGUUGUGGAACUGCCGCUGGGCUCUGUGUUUACAAACCCCGCUGUUAUUCAUAUCUUUUGUUUCCGCGUUAAUUCAUUGUGUUCUGUUCAAGGCUGUUACUUCGCCGCAUUGCUUUUACGCGCAGCGAGCAUUUGAGCAAUGGCAUUAUUUUCUCGUACUCGGGCGCUGAUACCGUAAAUACAGCCUAUGAACAAGGUCUGCAUGACUGCAGAGGUGGGGGAAAGCGGUAGCCUCAGGAGCAGGUUUGGAUUUGAACGAUAACCUAAAUGCUGGCGACGCGGUAAAUGCCAAACCACCCUUUGAAGAGGGGCGUCGCUGGCGAUUCACAUCGUUGUAUUUGUGUCUGCAUUUAAGCAUUUGCUAAGGCUACUGACAGAUGGGUUUGUUUUCUCCUUGACACAAUUAGCACACGCGGAGCAUCGUGAUUUUACACUGUAAGUAGCCCAAUAGGCUACAAUGUAGAAACGCAGGCACAUUUCUUGUAGAGCUUCUAUACUAUUUCGCUUUAAUUAGUGUUUUGUCAGGCCUUAUUUUGGUAUUCGAUCAAAAUGCCGGCCGGAAUGAAGCCUUUGGAAAAGUUUUUGAAAAAACAGACCACUGCGCUUAGUCGAGCUGGUGGCUUCGGGGACAAGGCGACUGGCACCGGGGCUUCUCGGCGACGUGCCAGCCUGUCCCGAGUGGUGGGCCUGCCAUUCUUCAGGGAGACUUCACCAGAGAGUGGUCCGGCCCGGGAGGUGUUCAGUCCAGAUACUGAGGAGGCCCCGUGCUGGCCCUCCGCCACCGCGGACAUCAGGAGCCCGUCCUUGUCCAGUGACGAGCAGAGCUCCGAGGCGAGCCUGGACACUAACUGGACCCCAUUGCCCCCGGACACACCGGACAACUUGGCGCUGGCGCUUCUGGACAGUGUAGCGGGGAAGCGUUUCGGAAAUUGUACAGAAAUACUCCUGGAUGACUUCAUGCUGACACACCCCAUCUUCCUGGCCUCCGACAAGUUCCAGCAGUUCCUCCUUCAACAAUUCAGCCCUGAGGGGACGGCUGGCGAGGCCUGGCCAGGAUGGGAGGGCUCUGAGCGGAAGCAGGCCGUGCUCAGCGUGGCCUUCCGCUACCUGGACACCUACAGGGAGCUGUUGCAGGAGGAAGGGGAGAGGUCCAACAGCUUCCCCAAGGACCUGUAUCUGUGUGCGGUGCAGGAGCUGAGUCAGUACCCAGAGCUCGUGGAGGAUGUUCUCAAGCUGCAGCGCUGGACUGAGAUCCUGCAAAACCCGGCGGAGGAGGAUAAGGAGUGUCGUAGGAAGCAGGUGCGGCCUCUUUUCCGUCACUUCAGACGCAUCGAUGCCUGUCUGCAACCACGAGAGGCCUUCAGAGGGUCAGAUGAGAUCUUCUGCAGGGUGUACACGCCAGACCACUCCUACGUGACCAUCCGCAGCAGGCUGUCAUGCCGUGUAGGAGAGAUACUGGCGCUGGUCAAGGAGAAGCUGCAGUACAGCGAGGACCAGCCAGUCCAGCCGGGGAACCUCGUCCUGGUGGCCGUCACUUCCGCGGGUGAGAAGGCCGUGUUCCGUCCGAGUGAUGAGGCAGUCUUCACCACACUGGGGGUGAACACACAUCUCUUCGCUUGUGAGCCAUCAGAGCUCGAGACUCUGAUGCCACUGCCUGAGGAGAUCCACUGGUCACCCGGCGACAGUAAACUCCAUGACAUGAGCGCGGAGGAGGUAGCCAAUCAGCUGGUGGUGUUCGACUGGGAGCUCUUCAGCUGUGUCCAUGAGGUGGAGUUUGUCUGUUAUGUGUUCCACGGGGAGCAGUCUCGCUGGCGCCCCCUGAACCUGGAGCUGAUACUGCAGCGCUGCAGCGAGGUGCAGCACUGGGUCGCCACAGAGAUCCUGCAGUGCCAGUCGCUCCCCAAACGCGUGCAGCUGCUGCGCAAGUUCAUCAAGAUCGCAGCCCUGUGUAAGCAGCAGCAGGAUCUGCUGUCCUUCCUGGCUGUGGUUUUGGGGCUGGACAACCCAGCAGUCAGCAGAUUACGCCUCACCUGGGAGGGUUUACCAGGCAAGUUCAGGAAGCAGUUCCAGCAGUUUGAGAGCACUGCGGACCCAUCAAGGAACCACAAAUCUUACAGGGAUCUGAUGGCCAGUCUGAGGCCUCCUCUCAUCCCAUUCACCCCACUGCUGCUGAAAGAUCUGACCUUCCUUCAUGAGAGCUGCAAGUCCUUCCAUGGAGAUCUGGUCAAUUUUGAGAAGAUGCAUAAAGUGGCAGAGAUGGUACGCACCAUCAGGCGAUACAGAAGCUCUCAGCUUGCCUUGGAGGUUGAGCCAUCUCCCUCUCACCUCCAGACUAAGGCCUACGUGCGUCAGCUUCAGGUCAUUGACAAUCAGAACCUGCUGUUUGAGAUGUCCUGCAAGAUGGAGCCCAAAGACAUGUGAGCUAGAGUCCAGAGUACCUCCAGCCCACUGAAGACCACACCCCCUUCCCCCCUUAAGCCCGCCCUUCCAUCUCAUCCGGGACCACACCCUCUCUGCUUCAGGAGCCCUCUCCAAAAAGGACCAAUCACUGAUCAACCCCUUCUCUUUUGCUCAGCUCAUUGAUUGGUUAUCUCUCCCCAAGAUCCCGCCUCUUUGAGCUAUGGAUCAUACCGUUUGGGCAGUACUGUUUUCUAGGACCUACCACUCACACAGUAAAGCUAAUUCUCAAUCAACUCUCGAGCUCCAAUUCUCUUCUAACACUAACAUGUACAGAAAGGGAAGGACCAACACUAAUGUCAAAAGAAAUGUAAGGCUGUGGAGCUAGAACUGUUGCUGUUGUUUUGAUUGGUUCAAACGAGGCUGUGGAACCCCAGGCGGUGUUUUGAUUGGCCCACAGGAGACUGUGAAUGGACAAAAGCUAUCUCUCCACUGGGUGACUGCAGAAUGGGAACCAGCAGUGAGGUCAGCGGGACAAUGGGAAGUUAUCUUGUUCAGCCCCUCCCUCUCUGCAUUCUCAUUGGUCAUCUCCAAGCAACGCCUGUCCAGUCUGCACUGCCAUAAACUCAUCUGAACAUGGACUUCUCCUGGAAAGAGUAGUGCCUAGGCCAUGUCCUAUCAGGAGCUACUCAGGACAGUAAGGGAAAGGAAACCUCAGUGGUUUUUGACUGCAUAAGUUUCAUCUUCAUAAGCUUUCUUCACUUUUUUUUUUUUUUUCCUUUCCCAUCUGUUCAUCUCCGCUUCCCCAUGUGAGACAAUCUUACCUCUUCACCCCCAGUGUUUCCGCCCAACUCCAUGACUGCCCCCACCCUAACCCUACCUUACCUCUCUUUUUUCCUCUCUCUCUCUCUCUCUCUCUCGCCAACGUGGGCACUUAUUCUCGGGUAAGCUGAAAAGCGGACCUCAGCUAUUGGGGGCGGCAUCCUCUCCUGAGAACCGUAAACUCUGCUAGUGCUGCUGAAGUCAACUGACUUAUACAUCACAGGCGAAUGGCCGCCCGCCGCUGGACCCGGAAACUCCCAGCUGCACCAUUAAAAACUAACAGAAGCAAAGCCAUGGACUCGAGCCAAGAUGGCGGCUCAGUCUGGAACAGAUCUGGUCCUGAUGUAAGGGAUGCCUCUCUGGGUCAGAGGCAUCCUGCAUCCAGCCCCUCUUAAGCUACAUUAUUGAAAGGGCAAUACAUCUCAGUCAGUAAACACGGGCCACGCUACUAAAAGCCAUGAACUGUGUGGUGAGGGUGACGGAGCUUUGUAACCUGCAGUGGUUUCGGAUCAUUCAGCUUCUUUUAAAAUGCUUGCGUGCUCUGAAAAAUGCCAUGGACAUAGAACACAAAUGUACCAUUCUGGGGUUACAGACCUAAACCAAGAUCCCAGUACAGCUCAAAGCUAUUUAAACUGUGUUUGUUUUUGCCAGUUCGACUGUAUUAAGAUGCACCCAAUUAGGGAGGAUAUCAGUUUGUCAUAUUAGCAUUUUGAUGUCACUUAAGAGCAAUUACCGAGUCAUACUUUUGGUGUAGAAUAUUGACUGUGCUUUAAUCAAAGUGUGAUAAGUUAUUAUUAUUUUUUUUUUUUUUUUUUACAUGUCGCUUUGCUUUUUUGAACAUAAGUUAGUGAAUGUCUGAGGUGAAAAUGACCUGGUCCAUGCUGGAUGUGAAGAACUACUUCUGGGUGAAAUGGCCUCCACCUGUUUGCCUGUGAUGUGAUCAGCCUCAGGAUCAGUUCCUGGGUCAACCCCCAUUCAGAGGGCUGCCUGGCUGGCUGGCUGGCAUGUAAAUAGUUAUUCAAAAUGUAAAUAAAUAAAUAAUAUGGAGACUCUAUUUUAUGUAUGAGCUAUGAGAUGGCCGUUCUAGGAGAAUAUUUGUUUUGUAAAUUUAAAAGAACGGGUGUUCCUUGUACAGUAAAAAAAUGAACACAUGUAAGAAAGAAAGAAAGUUAGUUGUCAGAAAUGGAUGGCGUCAGCUAACCUAAAGAUGGAUGAAUUGUACAGCUUUAUCUCCAUUUGUGUUUCGGUUCUGAUUGUUUAAUUUGUGUUAUGGCUUUGGUUGGACUAUAUUUUUUAUUUGGUUUUGUAUUUUGGUUGUUUUUUCAUUUUGCUGAGUUUAAGCUAUGGUUGUUUUAUUUUUUCCUUGAAACGGGUAAGAAUCCGAAUCUUGUUGUACUCUCUGAGUUUUGUACAGAAGUCAGUGUUUACAAGUGAACUCUCCUGAAAUUUGGCAGGGCGCUCUCAUUCUUUCUGAAGGUUGUUGGGGGGGUGGGGGGCGUAAGCAGCCAUCUUGUUUGGCUGUCCCCCCACCCCCCCAGCACCAGGAAGGAACACAACGCAUCCAAAUAAAGCCUCUUCUGAUGAACAUG
Molecule: messenger RNA, 5416 nt
Organism: Clupea harengus (Atlantic herring)
Lineage: Eukaryota; Metazoa; Chordata; Actinopteri; Clupeiformes; Clupeidae
Gene: rapgefl1
Product: Rap guanine nucleotide exchange factor (GEF)-like 1
Biological process (GO): Ras protein signal transduction
Cellular component (GO): plasma membrane
Molecular function (GO): guanyl-nucleotide exchange factor activity
Source: RefSeq, a predicted model, not a curated record